This is a messenger RNA of Erigeron canadensis, 330 nucleotides long. Its product is annotated as glycine-rich protein 23-like. The transcript has a single exon. The record is from RefSeq and is a predicted model, not a curated record. Bases 1 to 330 code for a protein of 109 amino acids. Lineage: Eukaryota; Viridiplantae; Streptophyta; Magnoliopsida; Asterales; Asteraceae.
AUGCAGUUUGGUGUUGGAGAAGGUGGUGGUGGUGACCGUGGUGAUGGGGAUAUCUUAGGUGGAGUCAAUGGACAAUUUGGUGAAGGUGGUGGUGGUGGUGAGUUGGAAAUUGGAGGUGGCGGUGGAUUGUAUAUUGGUGGAGGUGGUGGUGGUGAGUUGGAAACUGGAGGUGGCGGUGGAUCGUAUAUUGGUGGAGGUGGUGUUGAUGGUGGUGGUAAUGAAGGAGAUGGUGGUGGUCGUGGAGGUGGAGGUGAUGGGGGUAUCUUAGGAGGUGGAGUCGCUGGCGUGUCGCAAUAUGGUGAAGGUGGUGUUGGUGGUGGUGAGUUAUAA